AUGUCGUUGGUUCGGGUCGAUGCGGUGCUUUCCCAACGGAGUUAUCUGGUAGACUGGAAAGCCUGGUGCUCUCUGGGACAAAAGUCAGUGGAGCCUCGUUUGGCCGCAGUCGGUACCAUUCACCGGUGUCGGCGCCAGGGCGGUGUCCAGUGCUUGAGCACAAGCGGUACUCGUUCAGGAAGCUGGGAGGACGCCGACGAGUUUCGUUACGGUUCUGCAGUGCGGGACGGUCACCUAAUGGCGACCUAUACGCGGCUCCUGAGACAGCGGGUUGCGGCGCUCCCGACGCCGCGUGCGCUUUUCGACCACCUGAACGAGUACUGCAUAGGACAGGAAAAGGCGAAACGCGUCUUGGCAGUCGCCACCCAUAAUCACUAUAAGAAGGUGCUCGCGAGUGAACUGAUGGAGCGCGUGCGGGCUGCCUCCGCUGCUUCAACCGUGGGCAUGGGUGGCACCAGCGAAAACGAGAAUACCACCAGCACCCGCUUUGGUUGGCCCGGUUUCGAAGAGAGUUUGAGCAAUAACAGUACCAGUGGUAGCAACAGUAGCACGAGCAGUAGCACGAGCACCAGCGGCAACACAUCCCAAACGAUUUCAGGGAAACCGUCGCUCCAGUCCUCCGCAGGGCGCAUUCUGCUGAUGAUGAUGUCGGAUAUGCAUGGGUCACGACGCACAUCGGGUGCUGGUACACGCGUUCCUCCAGCAAUCCACUCCAUCGACAGCAGUAACGCAAACCCGUCAUCCUCGUGGUCAUCGGGAAACGUUCGUCCUCGCCGCAUGCCGCUCGACAGUGAUGCAGAGGCAUCCCCGGCGGAGUCGAACAUGUCUCGCCGCCCGAUUGUGCUUGACGACCUAACGGAAGCAGCGUUUCGAAGCAGUGACCUCGACUUGACUGCGAGCACGAAAACACGUGCCCCAUACAUCCAUGAGUCGACUGGUGCAGAUGACGCACAUGCGACGUCACGGGAGUCGGUCAAGAGCCGCCCUGGGCCGAUUCUGGAACUGCGCAGUUCGACGCCCGGUGCGGCCUCCUACGGGACUGGCAACGCCGGUUGUAUGCCUGGUUCGCUUCCGUACCGAAUGGGUGAUGCCUCAUCGGCUGCAUCGUUGACACUCAACAGCCUCCUCGAUCACUGCGUCGAAUUCGAAAAGUCGAAUAUUCUGUUGCUGGGGCCGACCGGCUCCGGAAAGACGCUGCUGGCGAAAUCCCUGGCGCGCAAGUGCCGGGUCCCUUUUGUUAUGGUGGACGCAACCACCCUGACCCAAGCCGGCUACGUUGGCGAGGACGUUGAAUCCAUUCUGCACCGUUUGCUCCAAGCAGCGGAUUUCGACUUGAAUCUGGCCCAACGGGGCAUUGUCUAUAUCGACGAGAUCGACAAGAUCUCGCGCAAGUCAGAGAGCCCCAGCAUCACUCGCGAUGUAUCCGGCGAGGGCGUCCAGCAGGCCCUACUGAAAAUGUUGGAAGGCUCGAUCGUCAAUGUACCGGAGAAAGGCGGUCGGAAGAAUCCUCGUGCCGAGUACAUUCCCAUGGACACGCGCAACAUCCUCUUCAUCUGUGGCGGUGCGUUUUCCGGCCUGGAGCGCAUCGUUGGUCAUCGACUAGCAGCGACUUCGAUUGGUUUCGGUGCGCAUGUGGCUGCUUCCGACGCUGUCGACGAUGCACUGCUGGAUCAUGUCGAGUCAACGGACCUCAUUCGAUACGGACUGGUACCCGAGUUUGUGGGACGUCUCCCGAUCGUUGUCAAUCUCCGGGCGCUCACUGAACCGCAGUUGGUCCAGGUGCUCACCGAGCCGCGCAAUGCACUCGUGCGUCAGUUUCGAGAGAUGUUUCGCAUGAGUGGCGUCGAUAUGCACAUUACGGAUCAAGCGCUGCGGGCAGUGGCACGCGAGGCUGUUCACAAAGGCGUUGGUGCACGAGGUCUUCGGGGUAUCUUGGAACGGGUGCUCCUUGAUUGUCAGUUUGAUUUACCUGGCAAGGAGGGGCAAACAGUGCUCAUCGACUACGAGGCAGAGCGAGAAGCGUUCGAAACUCGCUUUGUGGAUCCAGCGAGCGCUGCGACCUGGAAUGCGGGUCAGACUGGGCAUUCUUCGGGACCGAGCACCUCGACGACUGCAGCAGCGGCGGCGGCGGCAGCUUGCAUCGUGUGA
Molecule: messenger RNA, 2148 nt
Organism: Cyanidioschyzon merolae strain 10D
Lineage: Eukaryota; Rhodophyta; Bangiophyceae; Cyanidiales; Cyanidiaceae
Product: probable ATP-dependent Clp protease regulatory subunit CLPX
Exons: 1
Coding region: 1-2148 (715 amino acids)
Biological process (GO): lipid metabolic process; proteolysis; intracellular signal transduction
Cellular component (GO): mitochondrial matrix
Molecular function (GO): ATP-dependent protein folding chaperone; ATP binding; phosphatidylinositol-4,5-bisphosphate phospholipase C activity
Source: RefSeq, a predicted model, not a curated record